AUGAUUAGAAACAAUGAAAUAUUAACAAAGAGUGAUCGACAAAAUUCUCAUCUAGAUUCAUAUAGAGCCAAGUUUCAAAUUGCUGGGUAAACCAUUCUCAACGGUGAUUCUUCUUUUACUCAAGAACCUACUAAUAGAAAUAUCUAUGAGACUGAAAGAACCGACCAUUAGAGCUUUCUUUAGAAAAUCGGAUAUUCUGUUUCUCAGGAAUUGAAUUAAUAAGAAUAUCAGAAAAAAUUAAAGGCAAGCCCUGUCUCAACUGAAUUACAAUCCGCUCACAAAGUAACAAACCGAGAUUCACAGCAAUAUUCGAUCGCCCCACGAGGAUAGAGUAUAGAAAUUUCGAAUAACAAUGAUUAAUUCUUGACCACAUCUGAGAGCCCAUACAACCCCUAGAACAUAAGAAAAAUGUUUCAUUAUUGCGAGGGGUCUUAUGAAUAUUUGAGUGAUAAUAUUCAGAGUGGCAGUAGUGACCAUACACCUAAACCUACGAAAAGUGAGAGUGUUUCAAUCAAGACAAUUUCAACAAAUGACAUUCCAACAAUGAUUAGGGCGAAAUUCAAAAGAAUAAGAAAAUGCUUUUAGAUUAUUACGGCUCUUUUUAGAAUGAAGACAUUGUGCAAUCAAAAGUAGUCAUCUUGGAAUUUAUAGAUGGAUAUUUUAAAAAGAAAUCAAAAGAUUUUAAAAUAUAAUGAAAGCAUUUCGAUAAUAAAAAUAAAGUAAUGGACUUAAAUGGUAUUUUCUAAAAUGAUUUCAAUAAUUCAGUAGAAAAAUUUAGAAAAACAAAAAUUGAAUUUUAUUGACUAUCCAUAAACAAUGACAUCAGUUGAAAUUGAUUAGGCAAUUGUUUUUGUUUAAAACAGUUUCACAUUUGCAAUGUCCAAUCUUGUAGUUAUGACUACAGGUAAAUACUUAAUAAAUGAACUGAGUUUAUAGAUGCACUAAGAUCAAUACUUCGAGUAUCGUAAACAAUUCAGUAAAUUUGUAAGUGAGAGGGCAAAUUACUUAACUAAAGAUUAUACUCAAUUGAAUGAACAGGAAAAGCAACUAGUGUUCUCUGAAUGCAUAAUCAUUAAUAAUUUGAUACCUAGCUUAUUAAAAUUGACAAUCAGUUUGGAAGCAUUGAAAUGUAAUAUAGGCAGUAUAGAAUUUUUGAUGAGAUGCAUAAUUUCUCUCUUUUAAUAUUUCUUUAUUCAUCAUUUCUCGAACUACCCAAAAGUGGAAAUGAGGAAAUAGAAUAUAAAAUAUACUCAAUAUGACUUAACAAAGAAUGGAUCGUAAUUGAUCUUGAGUUAGAAUCAAUAACUGAAUUCCGAGGGUUUUAUAAAUGGAAUCAUAUAUAGCGAAGAAUAAAUGUAAUAAAUAUUAUAGAAGGAAAGUUGGUUAUAAGCGAAUAAAAAAAAGAUGAAUAUAGUUUCAUAAAACCUUGGUUUUAUAGUUUGA
This is a messenger RNA of Paramecium tetraurelia, 1443 nucleotides long. RefSeq lists its product as uncharacterized. NCBI's taxonomy places the organism in Eukaryota, Ciliophora, Oligohymenophorea, Peniculida, Parameciidae. The transcript has 4 exons. The record is from RefSeq and is a predicted model, not a curated record.